GGCGCUAUAACGUAAAAUGAUUCCAAGUUGGUUUGAUUCCAAACUCCUGACGUCAAAAUGACGCCGCAGAACAUGCGUAUGGGGGCGGGACACGACGACGUUUUUCAAACAGGCCAAUCAGCAGCCUCCAUCUUUGCCGGAAGCACGCUUUGCUUGUUUUUUACUCCUAAAGGGGCCGUAUAGCAAGUUCAUGUUAGAUGUAAACGCCUAAUAAAUAGAUCAUUGUUUUUCGCUGACAUUAAAACUGUUUUGUAAUGUUUUGACGCGCAAGUGGUAGACGCGUGUUGCCAAUUAUUAGCAAGUAUUCGCAUUUUUCGAGCCGUAGUCACACACGCGUCGAUUCCGCAUCCGAGCCAGUCCGAGCCAUUUUGCUGCGCACAGGUAAGAUGGCGGUACGUAGAAGCAGCUGAUCAGUGCGUGUCCCGCAUUUAGUGUACCUUUGCACGUAACACUGCACGAUUAGAUGAGUCUCGGCCUCCGUGGUGUGCUUUCGCCCGAGAAGAAUUUCGGAAGCUGUGAACAUCAUGGAAACCGUGAAAGCGAAGCGCAAGGUGAGUAAACAACAUCGACCUCUUGUGCCUAAUGCCUAGACAGUCGCAUCUGAACAUCUGCGGUGGUCGCGGGAUGCUCACAUUUGCUUUUAUUCGCACAGGAUAGCCAAGAAUCGAUGAAGGUUGGAAAGCAGCACGAUGUACUGCAGCAGAUACUGGAAAACAGGAGGAGGCAGGUUGGGCGGGCUGGAGGGCCGUGUGUUGGACGUCUUGAGCCGCACCGGCCCAGGCUACGCGCCGGUCGAUUUUUUUCCUGAUGACGCCGAGCAGGCAAGCUCCAGCGAGGAAGAGGCCGCUGCCGCCCAUGUGCCUCUCCCGACGGCCCCACCCCAAGUAUCCGUGGGCACAGAGCCGGGGACGAGCGGCACUGCACGACCACCACCUCGGCAGCAGCCCCAAAGACCACCUCGGCUGCAGCCCCUAAGACCACCUCGGCAGCAGCAGCUGCUAGAGGAUGCGGCCUGCAGGGCAGCAGAGGAAUGCGCGAGGCAGAGGCAGCUGGCGGAGGCUGCAAACGUGGAGGCUGUCGCCUUCCACCAGAUGCUUCUUGAGCAACACAGACAGCAUCAUCAACAACUGGUGGAGGAGCAGAGGGCCUCUCGCGUGGUGCAGCAGCAGUUGGUGGUGGAGACGAGGGGUUUGCGGGAGGCGACUGCCCUCGUCGCAGCCACCUUACGCCAGCUCGUCGCUGCCCUCGCCCGUGGCCUCCGCGAGCCGCCUCAGCCGUAGUUAUAUAUAUGUUGUUCAUUAUGUCAUUUGUUUAUUAUUUAAUGUUUCAUAAUGCAUAAUUUAUUGCAAGUUUUUUCUUAUGUUUAGUUCCACUUGCUGAGCAAGUUUGUCUCAGUGAGUGAACUGUAUGUCUAAUGUUUCAUCUUUUUGGUUAGGUGUGUGCUUUCGUUUUGUUGUUUAUGAGCUAUUUAUGUAUUCAUUGCUUUUCAAGGAACAUGUUGACUAAGUAGUCACUUUUAUUUUAGCCACAACAGUGUUUCACACACAAAUGCUGUGAUAACAGGUAUUGAAAUCCACUGUUAUGAUUUUCACACUAUAUUUAUGUUGUUUCCAAUCUUAUUUGCCCUAUGGAACCCACAAGUGGCCAUAUUAUUUAUUUUAGCAACACGUGCGUGUUACUUGCAAUAGUUAUUGUGAUAUAUCAGG
Molecule: messenger RNA, 1706 nt
Organism: Dermacentor silvarum
Lineage: Eukaryota; Metazoa; Arthropoda; Arachnida; Ixodida; Ixodidae
Exons: 5
Coding region: 690-1280 (196 amino acids)
Source: RefSeq, a predicted model, not a curated record